UCGAAAUUUGUGGCGAUAAUACAAAUGUGCUUCGGAUAAAUCAAAUUAUAACUGAUGUUCGUUACUGAUGCAGUGUAAACAUAAAGGAUUGAAGCAAGCUUCGGCUAGUUUUCGGAAAUCGCAGGCAAACAUACAGGAUGAGAGAAUUUAAAGUUGUUGUUUUGGGAAGUGGGGGAGUUGGAAAGAGUGCUCUUACAGUUCAGUUUGUCUCAGGAACCUUCAUGGAGAAAUAUGAUCCUACAAUAGAGGACUUUUAUCGCAAAGAAAUUGAGGUGGACUCUGCCCCGUGUGUUUUGGAAAUUCUAGAUACUGCUGGUACUGAACAAUUUGCCUCCAUGCGAGAUUUAUACAUAAAAAAUGGACAGGGUUUUGUUGUUGUAUACAGCAUUACCAAUCAUCAAACAUUUCAAGACAUUAAAAACAUGAAAGAACAGAUCAUGAGAGUGAAGAAUCUCGAUCGAGUUCCAGUGGUGGUGGUUGGAAAUAAGAUAGAUCUUGAACAGCAACGGGAAGUAAGUAGCAUGGAAGGGAUGUCCCUAGCUCAACUGUGGGGAUGUCCGUUUAUGGAAGCUUCGGCCAAAAACAAGUGCAAUGUGAAUGAAAUGUUUGCUGAAAUAGUACGUGAAAUGAACUUGAACCCAGAGCCAGAAAGACCCAGUCACUGCUGUGUUGUUCUCUGAUGUAGGUAUAAGUAUGGACAAAUAAAAAGUUUGCUGAAAGAAGACUGUGCCUUCUUUAAAUGGCAGAACCCUUCCUUUGAAUUGAGUUUGAUAUGAACUCUUGCUGUGCAAUAAUUUCACUGCUUCUCACUCAAGUUUGCAAGAACUCUGAAGUCAUUUUUCUUUUUUUUUUUGUUUAUAUUUGUAAUUUGUUCCCUGAAUACAUUUGUGCUUUGCUUUAGCUUGUCAGUUUUUGUUUUGUAAUUGUGUUUGUCUAUGUAAGGUCAUUAUAAAGCAUCUAUAUGAAUGCAAAAUUUAAAUUAAGGGUACGAGUAGUUGCUAGCACUAUGUCUUUCAUUAUAUUUUGUAGCCGAACAAUGAUUAAAGAAAUUAAAGCACUUUGUAAGUUCAGGAAAACUUAAACUAAUGUAGCACGUGUUUUAAAAGAAUGUGGGCCACCUAAAGUUGUCUAAGAUUUCACUAGUGAUAAGCAUUUCAUGACAAGGAGUUUUCUGUGCUGGAUAGUUAAAAUAUAGUGGUUUAAUGAGUUGUUUUAUUAUGAUCUGUUAUUAAUGAUCUGUGUAAAUAUUUGUCAAGACUAAAGUGUUGAGUUAUAGAAGGAAAAGUGAUAGUUUUUUUAGAUAACCUUUCAGCAAAUUGAUAAAUAGAUUAUAUAUACUUGUACACAUAAACACACCUUCACCAUGUCUACAGAGAGAAAGUUGAACACACAUGAUUUGAUGUCUUUGUUAAUCCACACCUGUUGUGUAAUUUUUAAGUACCACGAUCUACUAAAGGAAGUAUAUGUAAAUUGCUCGAUGUGAGGAAACCGUAAACAUCAAAAUUAAUAUAUAUAUAUAUUUUCAGCAUUGUCUCUGGUAUUAUGCAUGAAACCUGACUGUGCAAUGUAGCUUUAUUAAUGGUUCAUUUGACAAAAUACUACUAUUGAUAUUUAAACAGAAUCUUCCAGAAUUCAUAAUCUACAAGGUUAUGUGAUAGAAAUGCUUUCACAGAAAUGAAAAUAUUUCAGUAAAAUUUCAAAAAAGGAACCAACUCAUAUUGAGUUGAAUAUAAGUAAAGCAUACUGUUUUCCUCAUUAACUUAUUUUGUACAGGCAUCAUCCCUUUGAACAUUUGAAGAGUUAAUUUUCAUGCUCCUAGUUUAAGUUUAUGGCCAAAAACAAAUUCUGGCAAUACAAGCUUAUUGACUGAACAGAACAUGCAUAAUUAGUUCCAUAUCACAGCUUACACGUUUGUGGAAAAUGUAUUGCCGUGAUAGAAUUGCAGCAUUCGUGAUUAAAGGCAUGGUGGAUUAUUUGGCUUAAUGUCAUUUUGGCCUGCUUCAAAUUGUAGUUGUAUGUGCCUUUAGUACGUAAUCACAUUGUCCGAUUAGAGUUGAGGCCUUUCCAAAUGCAAAGCAUGUGAAAAAUAUUUAGGCACACUUUUCCUGUACGAUGUGACUGAAUAAAUUUUAAUUUUCCACUUGUAAGUUUAAGAGUAUUCACUUAAAAAACAAUCCUAGUGUUUUAUGAAUUAUGUGUGUGUGUAUACAUACAUACAACUAUGUAGAGAAGAAUAUUACUCAGUAAAUAUAUAGUUAUUUAUUUAAUGUAUCAAGUGAAAAAUGUUGUUUUUAAAUAUAACCCAUUAUGGAUAUUAAUCUAAUACGAAAUAGAAACUUCAUUUGGUCAGUGCCAAAAUAGGCAAUUAAGUCUAUAUGUCAAAAUCUGGCAUAGGGACUGUCCCAGAAUUUAUAGAGAUGAAAUCAGAUAAAGUUAUUGUGCAUUGCUCAGUUUAAAGCAUGAGUUAGAGGGAAAAAAAAGAAGAAUUUCUGUGUGUUUGAGGUUUUUAUCAAUGUACAUGUGCUAUUGUUUUUUUCUCUUUAUUUAGUGAAUAAUUGCUUUACAAAACUAUGUUAUAUAUAUAUAUGUGAAAAGCAGUUACUGGUAUUUGGUACUUUUUACUUUAGAUACAAUUCACAAUAAUUGAAGCUGCCAUAAGGAUAGAAAAGUAAUGUUUUACUGUUUGACAUGGACUUAAGAGUAAAUGGAUUCUCUGUAUACUUGUAUAGUGAGUAAUUUUACAAUCUAUAAAUGUUUAUUUUUUGUGUGUGUGUGUAUUUAAAGUGAUAAAGUGACUUAAGUUUUUUUUUUUUUUAAUUUUGAACACAGACAUACAUGGGAACUGUACGUUUAUCUGUAAAAAUUGAACAACUUCAUUCAUAUUGGCUUUUUACAGACUGAUUAACGACAGUGUUACGUUUACAUAUGUUUGUCUUUUUAAGUUAUGAAGAGAUAUAGAAAUAAUUCCUAAGUAUAUGAGUGAGUUUGUUACUACUUUCAAUCAGCUUUUCAUGUAUCUUUGUAUAACUUGUAAGAAAAUAUUGGUGCUGUUGUCCUUUUUUUACCUGAGUUUAUAACAACCAUUUCUUCCACCUUUCAAAACCGAAAGCCUUUCAUUGUUAUACGAGAUGAUUAACUGUAUGCCAUUAAUGCUCGCACUUAUGGUUAUGACAUACCGUCUUCAAUUUCUUUUAUUUUUUUUUUCCUAUUUUCUCUAAUGAUUUAUUUACUUUGUGGGCAUUGCAACAGAGCUUGUAAUGAAUAAUUGAUCUUUAUUGUAAUGUUUUUAUUUAUCAGAAGGGUUUUUUAUAUAUGGUCUGCCAUUUUUGAGAAUAUUAUAUAACACCUUAUGAACUGAGGCAGUUGCUAAAAAAAUAUACUAGAUGAUGUUAUAAUAUUGUAUUCCUUAAAGUGGUAAUAAAACUACCUCUUAGGGUAUAUAUAUAUAUAUAAGGUGAUAAAUAGGGCAUCAUACUAGUGGUGGUACUACCAUUUUACCUGAAGUGGCCUUAAUGGCACCCCUUUUCAUACAAGAUGAUGAUAAUGGUGGUCUGAUGUAAAAUUUAGUAGUAAUGGUGUAUGCUGUACUGGAUGGUACUAAUGGUAUCAUACUACGGUACUUUUGUGAUGCUGUUUUAUUAAAAAGCAGUAACUGUAAGCUUGCUUUGUGAUAUGCAAGUAAUGUUGUCGUGCGUUAGUAAAUUACAGUUUUACGAGAAAUCUGCACAUUAACGUGGAGAAAUAAAUUUCAAAAUAAUUUAGAGAAAUAUUGAAUAAGGAUUUUUCUCUCUCUUCACUGUUAGUCAUUAAUGUUAAUCGAAUAAUUAGUGAAAGAGGUUGCCAGUUACAAACAAUCAAAGUAAAGUUUCAAAAGCAUGUGUUAUUUAUUGGUCCAUUUCCCACAGCUUUUAGAUAUUUAGCAGUAUAAUGUAUUCUCUUGAACAUCCUUUUUUUUUCCAGUGUUUCAUUUUCUUACUGAAGACGCAGAAAUACUUUAAAAGUAUUGUGUUUCUUGUAGCUUGUUUUUAUGGAAAGAAAUCUGUAAGACUGUAACAAUGUAGUGAAAUGGUGGUAACAAUGAAUGUUUCCUCAUCACUUGUUAUUUUGUUGCCUGCUAGUAUUUGUUUAUUGCCAAACUUUUAAAACAAGUAGCUGGAGGCAUCAUUUUUUGCCAUUUACUGAUUUUAAUUUAUUCACAGGAAAAUGGAUGAAUAAAAUAUGUAUGUGUAUGCUAAGAAAUGUUUAAUUUGAGUGACUUGUGUAAAGAAGUUAUUGGUGCCGUGCACUUGCAGUAAAACGAGAUCGUUGAAUCUGCAAGACCCGGUUAUUUUUUCUAAACUAUAACUAAUUUGUGGUUACAUAUAUUGUCAAAUAGUUUUGUUUUUAACUUUAUAUUCUGACACAGUUUUACAAUUUCUUGGAAAAUAUAAAUACAAACUUUUAACUCCUUUAGUACGUUUUACAUAUUUUUAAACUUUAAAACAAAGCUUUAUUUUUUAAAUUGCUUGAAAUUGGAACUGUUUCUAAUUUAAGCCUAAGAAACAUAAAUUCUGUUUUAAAUAAAACAAUUUUUUUAUUAAUCAAACAAGGGACCAACCUUGCCAAGUCAGUGUGUUUGGGCUAUAUACAAUUUUAAGGAUUACGGUAGUACUAACAUACGUCUAAUUACUCGUAUAGUUUAAAACAAAUAUUUAAAUUAUACAGUAAAGUUUGGCUGGCAUCAUCAUAAUAGGGCUUCUAACAAUGAAAUGUAGGUAUUUGAUUCAAAUUCUUUUGGAUAUUCUAGAGAUCUUAAGCCUAUUUGCAUCCAUUUCUGCUCUUUUAAAAAAAAAAAAAGUUGCAUAGUGGUAAAAUCCUGUAAUUACUGUCCACUCUCAUCUACUUGUACCAGAAAUAACCAUGUAAUUUGAAUUUCAAAUCCAGCAAAUCUGAAGUAAUUCUAAAUUAUAUGACUAAUACGUGUGUGGCAACUAUUAUUAACGCCGAUAUAUAAUUAUAAAAUUCUUAAAUUGUUGAUGUAGGUAUAAAUACAUAGAACAUGCACACGUGUAUAUAUUUCUGUGUGUGAAUAAGUUAAGAGCACUAGCAGGUUAAUAGUGAGUUUUCACAGGUUGAAAAGUGUAAGGUGUGUUGUAAAACAAAGUGAGUUUGUUUGUAAGUAAUAAGACAUUUGAGCGUGUUGGUUACUUACUAGUACAUCAAAAUAAAUGGCCUGUGGGCAGGUAGAAGUUACUGUACGAAUUAAAAGAUGUAAGAGUAUUGACGUAGAAGAAUAUUCAUUAAAGUAAACAAGUGUAUAAAUUAGAAAGUUAUCAGAAAAAUGGGAGGAUUACUGGUAACUGAUCAGAAGUGGGUUUUCUUAUAUUGUUCUAUGAAUAUAUAAUUAUAUGUAUGGAUCUACGUAAGAGAAAAAGAAUAUAUAAAGGAAUAAAGUAAAGCUUGUGUAUAUAUAUAUGAGGUGUUUACUACUAUAGCCUUAAAGAUGAUUUAGUUUUCAUUCAUUCUUUGAAUAUCAGCUGAUCGUAAGUUACUAUAAAAGUAGCUUACACUUGUUACUCUUGUUUCAGUUUUUCUUUUGCGUGUCACUCAGAGUUAUUGUAGAACCAUGACCAUCAUUAUUUAAAAAAAAACAAGAUUAGUUUCUCAUUGCAAAGUGUUCGGCUUAUGUACUGGGUGUUUCAAAAGUCACUUUCCCUAUUCCCGAUGACUGCAUUCAGGAAACGAAAAGAUACAGUGUUGUGAAACUUGGUGUGUAGACCAAUUUGACUUUGAAGAAGACAAUUUCCAUAUGUUUACAAACACUUGGAUAUUAUUUUGGAUUAUGACUUUUAUACCCCCUAUGAUGUCAUUAGAACACACCACAACUGUGUACAUUGUGUUUCACAACAUUAUGUCUGUUGGUUCCUGAACUUGGUCAUCUGGACAAAGGAAGGAAUUUGGAAACACUUGUAUAUCCAAGCAUUCAUUUAUUGCAGACUCAGUGCGAGCUUCUGUAAUAUAUUAGGUUGAAUAAGAAAAAAAAUUAUUGCUAAUAUCAAUUCAGCUGGAUAGCCAUAUAUAUGUAUAAUUUUAUGUGUAAUUAGCAUUUUUAAUGGAAGUUUAUUGCUGUUGUAAAUGUUGAAGUUUUAAGUGUAUUACAUAAGCUUUUCCAUACUAAUGUUUUGUAACAAAUAGAACCUUUUGAAUGUUGAUUGUAAGUAUAAUUACCAUAACAUCAUAGAAAAUUAAACAUUAUAUGAUAUUCAACUCAGAAUGCUUCAUUGUUAUCCUCCACAAUGCUAUCCAACUAUUUGUUUCACUGAGCAUGGCUUAAAACCACCGUUAAUAAAGUUUUACCUUUGUGAUAAAUCCCAGUCAGAUUACUUAAAUGAUUUAGUGUAGUUAUUAGCUACCUAAAUACUUGGAUAAUGGUUAUUAAAAUUGCCUAACAGUAAAUUUUUUCAAGUAAUGUAAAAAUGUUCAAGAUACAGAUCUGACAAUCAUACGCUUGACUGCAUUAUGAGUUUUAGCUACAGUAUCCGUUAGCUUUGGAAAAUUGAAGUUGUUGCUGUAAUGUAUAUUGUUGCCUUUAUUUUUUGUAUAUAUAAUCAUUUUUCGUGACCUUUAAUUCAAAGGUUUACAAUACUCGUUUAUCUACAGAUAGAUAGGACUAGAGAUAUUUAAUGUAGAGAGAUGACUAUUUGUAUUAUUCAAUUAAAAGUAAGUAAAAAGUUUACAAAGACAAAUAUUUAUUACCAUGUAUAUUCAAACAAAAGGUUCAUGAAGCUAGGUUUGUAUUAAUUGAUAUGGAUGAAAAAUACAUAAUGUUAAGCUUAGUGAUUAACUUGAUUGUCUACGAACAUCAAUUACAUUGAUUAGUGCCCCUGAAAAUAAUCAUUUAAUGUCAUGACAAUAAUAAACUAAUUUAAAUCGGUGUUUCGGAUAAUUCCAAGUAAUUAAAAUAUUGCUAUUAUUAUUUCUGAUAUAUUCAAGAUUGUUAUGCUUAAUUGAUUAGUGUUAUGACUCGCGAGAAUACUAUUUGAAAUUUAUGUGUCCAAUUAUUACAAUUUUUCAAUUAUUCCAACUAUCUAAGUCUCGUGAGAACAACUGACAGUGUUGGGAGGGUUACUUUUAAAGAGUAUUCUGUUUUACAAUACUGAUUACUCAGUUUUGUAAAUAAUCUGUAACGUAAUUCGAUACGUUACUCCAAGUCAGUAACAUAAUCAGGUUACUUUUGGAACACAUUUCUUUUCAAUUAGAAAACAGUGGCAGUUGAGUUCAAGGAAUAAGACAAUAUGUAAGUAUCUUCUGUUUUUAUGUUAUACAAAUCCCAAUACUGAAGACUGAUUAAUGUUUAUUUGUAGUACAUAGUUAUAUGCUAAUUAAGAUACAUAUCAGUUUUUAUUUUACACGUGCUUCUGCUGCAUUCAAAGAAGCCAAACCUGAUAGUGUGUAUUUUUAAACAAGUUAAAAUGCAUUUUGAUUCUCAAACAUUUUAAGUUUAGCUGGCAAACAUUCACAGGGAACUAAAUUAAAGCCCUGUUUCUACCUGAAAUUAGGUUGUCCUUUCAAAAUAAGUCAGAACUACAUACAUUACAAAAAAAUCAGUUAGGGACGUUCCUCUGAAUUAAAUUUACAGAGAACUAAAUGAAACAUUUGUCUCUUUCUGUAGGUCAAAACCGUACAUUACAAAGAUGUAUAAUAAGUUUUUUCAGCUGAAUUAAAUUAAAAUAGAUAUUAAAUUAAACAAUUCUUCCUGAAAAUAUGUUCUUUUUUUUUUCUUAAAUAGUUCAG
Messenger RNA from Limulus polyphemus (Atlantic horseshoe crab), 7773 nucleotides. Its product is annotated as ras-related protein Rap-2a-like. Gene Ontology annotation, molecular function: GTPase activity; GDP binding; GTP binding. Gene Ontology annotation, cellular component: plasma membrane. The transcript is spliced from 3 exons. The record is from RefSeq and is a predicted model, not a curated record. Gene Ontology annotation, biological process: negative regulation of cell migration; Rap protein signal transduction. The coding region runs from base 138 to 680 and encodes 180 amino acids. NCBI's taxonomy places the organism in Eukaryota, Metazoa, Arthropoda, Merostomata, Xiphosura, Limulidae.